UGAUUACAGCUUUCUUUGAAGGUCACCUUGAAGCGCGAAAGCUCAAAAAGGGAGACCGGCCCGCGCGUCUAAAAUCGGCUACUACGUGUUGAUACGCACGUUGAUAGCCGGCGUUGGAAGAACUUGUAUUAUUUAUUUUAAAUCCUUUCGAGGAAGAAUUACAACAUGUUAACGUUUGUUUCGUGGGCAAGUUAAAAUUCACCGGCACUUGCGUGCGUGCAGUCGUGGUCCCGAUUUUACGGCGUACGAACGCUUUCCGUGUUUUCAGUGAACGAGAGCAAACACGAUUUGGAUUUAGUUUUCAAAGUUUUAUUCCUGGAUAGUUUUGGAAGAUGGAUGUGCCGGCGAGAGGAAAUAUUUUGGGACGUGUCGUCCCAGCCCGCUACGUCCUAGCAAUCCUCGGCUCCAUAGGCAUGGCGAUUGUCUAUGGGUUGAAGGUGAACUUGUCUGUGGCUAUGGUGGGCAUGCUGAACCACACCGGCGUCAAGAUGCUGGCGCUGCGGGAACCCCACCCUAACACCACUGAGAAGGUGGUCGUGGAGGUGGAGUGCCAAGCUACGGACUCUAACGGAACUGUUACCGAAUUGGACGGCCCCUUUAUAUGGUCUUCUGAAAUCCAAGGCAUAGUGCUGAGUUGCUACUUCUGGGGAUACUUCGUGUCCCAGGUUCCAGGGGCGAGGGUUGCAGAGCUGUUCUCAGCGAAAUGGGUGAUGUUCUUCAGCGUGGGGAUCAACGUGAUAUGCACCCUGCUGACGCCUGUCAUGGCGCAGGCGCACUACGCUGCUGCGGUGAUCAUGAGAAUCGGCGAGGGCAUUGGAGGCGGCGUAACAUUCCCCGCUAUGCACGUGCUUCUCUCUAAGUGGGCGCCGCCUGCGGAGCGCUCUGUCAUGGCUGCCCUGGUAUACGCCGGCACUUCGCUGGGAACUGUCAUCUCCAUGCUGAUGGCCGGGAUACUUACUGCUAAAGUUGGUUGGGAGAGCGUAUUCUACGUGAUGGGCGGACUCUCUUGCAUCUGGUGCGUGCUGUGGGUGUUCCUGAUCCAGGACACACCGCAGCAGCAGCCGCUGAUCAGCAUCGAGGAGCGGGACAUGAUUGUCACUUCGUUGGGCGGAAAGGCUGGUGACCAUGCUGAGCAUAAGAAUCUGGCCGUUCCGUGGGCAGCCGUGCUGCGCUCACCACCGUUCCUGGCUAUCCUGGUUUCCCACGCUUGCUCCAACUGGGGCUGGUACAUGCUGCUCAUCGAACUGCCCUUCUACAUGAAGCAAGUCUUGAAGUUCAACAUGACUGAGAAUGCAGUGUCAACCGCCCUGCCGUUCCUGUCUCUGUGGUUCUUCAGUAUCGGCCUGAGCAGGACCUUGGACUGGCUGCGCGGUAAAGGAAUCAUCACCACGACCAUUGCUAGGAAGAUUGGAACUCUGUUUGCAUCCGUGAUCCCGGCUAUAUGUCUGCUAGCAUUAUGUUUCAUCGGCUGCAACCGCGGCGCGGCGGUGGCAAUCACUGCGAUUGGUGUCACCAGCAUUGGAGGCAUGUUCUGCGGAUUCCUGUCCAACCAUAUCGACAUCGCGCCCAACUUCGCUGGAACUCUCAUGGCAUUGACCAACACAGUGGCGACUAUCCCUGGAAUCGUCGUACCUUUGUUCGUUGGCGUCUUGACACACGGAAACCAAACAAUCUCAGCGUGGCGCAUAAUCUUCUUCGUGACCAUCGGUUUGUAUGCCAUCGAGAUCGUCGUGUAUACCCUGUUCGGAUCCGGGGAGGAGCAGCCUUGGAAUAAAGUGGAAGAAAAGAAAGAAGUGGAGCAGGAAGCCAAGCCCUUGAAUAACGAUGAGAAGAAUGACGUUUAAAAAGCAUUGAAAAGGUAUGAUAACCAUGACAGUUUUGUUCAAGGGUAAAAUACUUGUAUUAUUGAUUUUAAAAGAGUUUAUAAAAAUACUAAAGUAGGGACUGUUUAUGUGUCAUUCAUAAUAAUAGUUGCAAAAUAUUAUAGGUAUGUAUUAUAUCUUUAUUUUAGACCGGUUAUACACUACGACUUUUUGCGACGAAAACAUGCGUCAUAAAAAUGACAUUCAUUAUAUCUAAUCACAACAGUAUGUGACAGUAUUUCGUCUGCAUUAAGAUAGAAAUUACUUACUUAAUAUUAAGUGUAAAAACUCAUAAAACUCAAUUUAUUUUUGCAAGUAGGCGUUUAAAAAGCACGUAUAAGACGAUUACGAAUACAUCGCCGCUGCAUUGUGAUUGAAUCGCGACAGCUAGAAUCGCUGCUAAAUAUCGUAGUGUGUAAAUGGCUUUACUCUAUUAAUUUUGGUAGGAUGAUGAUAUAGAAUAAAGGCAACUACGUAUUACUUAUUUACUCACUACUUAGUAUAAAAAUAAGAGGCACGUAUUUGAUUCCGGUUGACUUGUAAUGGAUGUGGUACUGAGUGCUUUCUGUCUAUUUUUUUGUAGUUAGUAUAUGAAAAAUAAGAAGAUUUUACGCCAGUAACUAUAUUCCUGCAGUUGUAUGGUCUUUUUUACCAACUCUUUUUAUAGCUUGUAUAGUAUUUUUUUACCUUAGCAGUGUAGAGUAAUUAUUUUUGAUAUAAAAAUAGAUCCUGGAUAGUUAUGAAUGAAUGUGUAAGGAAACUUUUCAAAAAGUAUUUUAAAUCUAAAAGUAUUAACUUAAUUUGUAUUUUGAAUUGACAUUAUGUAUUUUCAGAUUGCAUAAAAGAACAGACAUUUGUGGUGGUGUACUUAUACAUUUAUAAGUGAUUGCUAUUUAUAAAGCAUUU
Ostrinia furnacalis (Asian corn borer) is the source of this 2768-nucleotide messenger RNA. It is a transcript of the gene MFS3, whose product is annotated as major facilitator superfamily transporter 3. Gene Ontology annotation, molecular function: transmembrane transporter activity. NCBI's taxonomy places the organism in Eukaryota, Metazoa, Arthropoda, Insecta, Lepidoptera, Crambidae. The record is from RefSeq and is a predicted model, not a curated record. The transcript has 11 exons. Bases 333 to 1844 code for a protein of 503 amino acids. Gene Ontology annotation, biological process: monoatomic anion transport; transmembrane transport. Gene Ontology annotation, cellular component: membrane.